AUUAUUUCUCUCAGUUCCACCUGUUCCAUGACCUCUAAUCGAUAAUCAGUGACAGUAUUCUCAGGAUGCCGACUAUCAAAAACAGGAAGAGAAAACGAUCCAUAGCGUUCACCUCCGACGACGUGGACGAGGCUAGUCGUGCUGACGAGGUCGAGGUCAAUGGAGAUGAACCGGAAGAAGAGGUAGAAUCAGAUGCAAAGACAGAGGAAGGUGCUGAGGGAGAGGAUGAACAAGCUGCCACCGAUGACCAGCAGAAAGAGAUUGCCGUCUGGGACUCGUUCAAGGAAGAGCAUCAUGAAGUCCUCGAACAACUCCCCCUAUCAAUACACCGACAGUACACUCUUCUGAAAGAGCUUGAUGAUCAGGCACAAGCAUAUAGUCGCCAAUUGCUCAGCACCACACGUGAAUAUGUUGAUCUCAGGAAACGCCUUGCCCUCUUGAUCGCGAAUACGCGACGUACGGAUGACAAUACUCAUCUAGAGAUUCCGAUGAACAAUGAAAGUCAUCAUAAUACACCUUCAUUCGAGGGACCCUCACCCCUGGUGAACGGCGACCAGACCGACUCGCACGAAGGUAUUGGCAAGGAUGCACCUAAUGGUCAACGACUUGAAAACUCUCCUCCCAUGCGUCCAAAACCUACUGAAGACCCUCUGGGUGCCUCUAGUCGAAGCCUCCUACAUAAAAUUGCUAAUCUAGACGAAGAAUCUCUCCGGACUGCAGAUGAGAAGGUGAACAUAGCGCAAACUAUCCAAGAAACGGUGGAGCGUUACAUUCGUCUUAUUGAUCAGGAAAUUAAAGAACAGGAGGUAUCUAUUUCCCUCGGCAUGCGCCCGGGCACGCAUAUAGCCCCCAUCCUGUUGCCCGACCUCGUCGUCCCUCGCUGGGUUCGCCCUCCACGCGCUGAACAAAGUCCCGUACCCUUGCUUCUCCACGAAGAUGAUUCCGACGCAGUUGUUGUCGACGAGCCCGAUGAUAAUGAACUUCUUAAAGAGGACCAGCAGUCGAAGAAGAGCAAGAAGAGUAAGAAUGGCCCAUUCAAGAAGGAGGAGUCUACGUCAGAGCGAUCGGAGGCCCCGCCAAACAAGAAGAAACCCCGCGCAACGAUUAGGUUGACGAUACCGGUUCCGCCCCUCCAUUCUCAGGAGGAUUCAGAUAUAUGGUGCUACUGCCAAAAGCCGUCUGGUAGUGGAGUCAUGGUCGCGUGCGACAACGAGAAUUGUCCUUAUGAAUGGUUCCAUCUUGACUGCACCGACUUGACUAAAGCCCCGGAGGAAAAAGACAAAUGGUUUUGUAGGGAAUGUGAGCCAAGAGUCUCGCGAAGUGGCAGGAUUAUCACUGUUCGGACACGUUGAUAAUGUACCACUAAUCUUAUUCGUUGUCCUUGAUACGCUUCACCGUUUGCAUAUGUGGUCUUGUUCAUAUACAAGCUACCAAAUGGCCGUACAAAUAUUGUACAUGCUACAUUCUGAUCGUCUAAUCAUCUUUAUUUUUGACAAUAGUACUCCGAACGAGACGCC
Messenger RNA from Coniophora puteana RWD-64-598 SS2, 1517 nucleotides. RefSeq lists its product as uncharacterized. The transcript has 6 exons. Bases 66 to 1352 code for a protein of 428 amino acids. Lineage: Eukaryota; Fungi; Basidiomycota; Agaricomycetes; Boletales; Coniophoraceae. The record is from RefSeq and is a predicted model, not a curated record.